Spizellomyces punctatus DAOM BR117 is the source of this 3571-nucleotide messenger RNA. RefSeq lists its product as uncharacterized. The transcript has 21 exons. Gene Ontology annotation, cellular component: membrane. Lineage: Eukaryota; Fungi; Chytridiomycota; Chytridiomycetes; Spizellomycetales; Spizellomycetaceae. Gene Ontology annotation, molecular function: ABC-type transporter activity; ATP hydrolysis activity; ATP binding. Gene Ontology annotation, biological process: transmembrane transport. The record is from RefSeq and is a predicted model, not a curated record. The coding region runs from base 58 to 2880 and encodes 940 amino acids.
UCGCUCCUUCCGCUCUUGAUUAUCGUUGGCAUCGCCUUUGUGAAAGUGAAUUCCAUCAUGGUCACUCGCAGCGGAGACGCUUUCGCACGUGCUUCGGCUUUGGCGGAACAAGCACUGGGAGGCGUACGAACAGUUUAUGCAUUCAGUUUACAAAGUCGGUUACAAGACAAGUACAGCAAAGCACUACAUGGGGUGGAAAGCGCAGAUAGGAAGAAAUCGAAUAUUGCCGGAUUUGCUUUGGGGUUCUUUACCUCUUUGCUAUUUUUGAUAUUUGCUCUGUCAUUCUAUCUGGCAGUCAGAAUGAAAAUUGAUGGGGAUAUAGAUGGUUCCAGCGCAGUGACGGUUCUCCUAUCCAUGAUGAUGUUAGCGGCUUCCCUCAUGAAUGUGCCGUCUGCCUUAUCUGUACUCGCAAGCGCCGCCGCCGCCGCUAGCAUCCUUUUCCACAUUAUAUGGGAUGCUCAAUCGAUGGCGCCCGGGGCGAGGGGUGCACAGGAAAUGCGAACCCUAGACCGAAUAAGCGGAAAGAUCUCGUUUCAAAACGUCCAUUUCAGUUAUCCAGCCAGACCAGAAAUACCAAUCUUGAACGAUUUGCAUUUGGAAAUUGGGGCAGGGAAGACUGUUGCCUUCGUUGGAGGCUCUGGAAGUGGCAAGUCGACUACCAUUGCGCUUCUUCAAAGGCUCUAUAAUCCGGCGCGAGGUUUCGUGCUCGUGGAUGGUAAAGAUGUGCGCUCCUUGGACCCGCAAUGGUUGCGAAGGCAUAUCGGAGUCGUUGGGCAAGAGCCUGUUUUGUUUGCCCUUUCUAUUAAGCAAAAUAUCUUGCUGGGGACCCACGAGAGCGUCUCAACGUCGCGCUUCCUUGAAGUUUGCAAAAUGUCCCAAUGUCACGAAUUCGUUAGCAAACUGCCUCUUGGAUACGAUACUCCAGUAACCACUGGAAUGUUGUCAGGGGGACAGAAGCAGAGAAUUGCAAUUGCCCGCGCCUUGAUCAGCGACCCAAAAAUACUCUUACUUGACGAGGCUACUUCGGCUUUGGACACCAACUCGGAACGACUUGUCCAAAAGGCACUAGAUUCGGCAUCGAGUGGACGAACAACGAUAGUUAUUGCCCAUCGGCUAUCUACGGUUCGGAAUGCUGAUAUGAUAUGCGUCAUGGAAAAGGGGGUGCUAAUUGAAAAGGGUCGCCAUGAAGAAUUAUAUGCCCUGAACGGCACUUAUACUCAACUGGUCAACAAACAAAAACUUUCGGUUGGCCAUGAGACUGCACCGGGGAGAGACGAACCGAUGGUGUCACAAAGGGAAUCCGUUCAAAUGGAAAGAAAUGAGUAUAUUAUAGAGAUUAUGCGCGCAGACGAAGAACUCCAUAUGGACUCUCCAGAAGAACUAGCAGCACAGUCUGAAAGAAGAUUACAAGAAGAAAGGAGAAGGAGGGGAGACGUUGUUCAUGGCUCCUCCUCGCUGUUCUGGAGAGUAUUCAACUUCAUGCGCCCAGAGUGGACUUUGAUUGUCCUGGGUACUCUUGCUGCCGGAUGUGGAGGAGUCGUUUUUCCCGGUUUUGCGCUAAUACUGGGUUUCACCGUGCAAGAGAUAGUAAAACCUGAUCCCACCACGGCAUACCGGUGGAUAUCUUUUAUGCUUGUAGUUGUUGCGUUUGCUCUGUUUAGCACCUGGGCUCGUUCGGCACUAUUUGGAAGAGUGAAUGCUAUAGUGACAACCAAACUACGGCUCUUGAUGCUGCAAAAUUUGCUCAAACAAGAAAUGGGAUUCUUCGAUUUAAAGCUGAACUCCAUUGGAAUACUUUGCAACAAGUUAGCAAUGUGCUCUUCUGUACCUUGUUUUGUAACGGAGGUUUGGUCUGAACUUGCGCAACUGUCAUUUACCGCUAUUUAUGGAAUAGGAUUAUCCAUGGCAUUUGCUCCGACGUUGGCAGCGAUUCUGCUGAUACUACUUCCGUUUCUGAUCAUCGCAUCAUACUGGCAAAGCAGUGCCAUCUCUCUGUACGCCGAUGCGAGUAAGGAGGCUAAUGAACAGGCAAUGCAGGUUGCAACCGAAGCCAUUCGCGAUGUGAAGACCUUCAAAUCGCUCGUCAGAGAAGACUUUGCAGUGCAGAGAUACCGAACAUUUCUUGCAAAGCCAUUCGAAUUGAGUAGGAAAAAUGCGUUUCUCGAUAGCCUUGCAUACGCCGUUCAAGCUACAGCAGCCAUGUUCACCAUCUCAUUGGGACUGUACGCCGGCUCCCGUUUAAUUAAAUCUGCUACUCUGGAAUUAUGGCAACUACUUGUGGUAGUGCUCGGAAUGAUGGUUACCAUGAUUAGUGUCGCAAGUUCCGCCGGGCUGGCUAGUGCGUAUGCGAAAGGCAAAUUCGCAUCCCUUACCGCAUUUCAACUGCUCGACAGAGAAACGGAGAUUGACCCAGAGAAGAAUGGAUUCGUCCCAACAAAUUUUCGAGCUGGUUUCAAAUUCGAGAACCUCGCUUUCCAAUACCCAACGUCAACGGAGCCCAUUUUUACCGGACAAUUUAACUUGGAGGGGCUGGAAGAUAAAUCUCUAGCACUGGUCGGUCCUAGCGGAUGCGGCAAAUCCACGGUCAUUGGACUGUUGCAACGAUGGUAUGAGGCACAGGCUGGCGAGGGCACCAUUGGCGGAGUCAGAAUAGCGGAUUACCAGUUACUGCAAGGGCUACGUUCAAACAUUGCUCUAGUCGGUCAAGAACCCAUCUUGUUCGACAUGAGCAUCGCGGACAAUAUUGCUUGGGGAUGCGAAAGACCUGUCACAAUGGACGAGAUUAUUGACGCUGCCAAACAAGCAAACGUUGAUGGAUUUGUUGCUGCUUUGCCUGACGGUAGGUUGGCAAUUUAUUUGCCUUUUUUCAUCGUGGAAUGAUUUGUCACUACCAUCUUUGUUUGUGCGGGCAGGUUAUAAUACCAGAGUAGGAGAAAAAGGAGGACGCUUAUCUGGCGGGCAAAAACAACGAAUAGCCAUUGCGAGGGCUCUUAUAAGGAAACCUAAGUUGCUAUUACUGGAUGAGGCAACGAGUGCAUUAGAUUCUACAAGUGAAGCAGAAGUUCAAAAGGCCAUUGAUAAAGCAGCCGUUGGGCGAACCACCGUGACCAUUGCACACAGGUUAUCAACUAUCAGAAACGUUGAUUGCAUUGCCGUUGUUUCCGGUGGGAAAAUAGUUGAGAUGGGAAGGCAUGAACAACUCGUUGCACUCAACGGGGUGUACGCGGGUCUCUGUCGGCAGCAGGAUGUGUGAAUUCCAACGUGUACUUCGGAUCAUAGAUUAGACUUCCCUGUUACUGUAUGGCACUUCCGAGGUGGUGAGUAAAUUCCAAGCCUUGGAAUGAAUCCCCUUUACAUUGCAGAAAACAAAUUGACAUUGCCUAUUGCACCGAUAUAUCGAGCUUCCCAAUUCCUUGAGGAAUUCGGCGCCCAUUACCCUGGAUGUACUUAGAGCUGUUGGCGCCGCGUGCAAGUUUCGGAGAUUGCCUGAAUCUAGUUUCCAAUGCAGCACCGCUCAAAAAAAGAUGAUAUCAGAUUUUCCUAAACAGUCUGUGAUUUGGCAUUGAGGGAA